ACAACGCAACCAACUACAACAAAAAAUCAAGAAGCUUCACCGUCUUCGAUUUCUCUGCGUCGUGCACUGCUUCCCUUGUGCGUAAUCAUGGCUGAUGAAAUUAACGAGAUGCAACAAGAACUUGCACCCUUUGACCCAACCAAAAAGAAAAAGAAGAAGAAAGUUGUUCUUCAGGAUCAUGCUGAGAGCUCAUCACCAGAAUUGCAGAUGGAGAAAGCUGAUGAUCCAAUGCCUGGAGCAGUUAAUGAUGGUCUUGAAAGCGCAGUUAGUGGAAUGAAAAAUAGCAAGAAGCCAGUUGAUUCCAGCUCACUGAAUGAAGAAAAUGUUGAAGCCGUAGAAGAUUUGGAUGGUGGUCAUGAGGAAGAGAAAGGAGUAAUCCAGCAGGAGAAUCGUUAUCCUUGGGAGGGAAGUGAUAGAUUGUACCUAUAUGAAGAGAUGCUUGGUAGGGUCUUCAACAUUCUGCGUGAAAACAAUCCGGACCUAACUGGAAAUAGGCGUCGUACAGUUAUGAGGCCUCCCCAAGUUCUUCGUGAGGGGACAAAGAAGACGGUCUUUGUCAACUUUAUGGACCUUUGCAAAACGAUGCAUCGACAACCAGAUCAUGUUAUGGCGUUCUUGCUUUCUGAAUUGGGUACUAGUGGCUCACUUGAUGGCCAGCAAAGGUUGGUUGUUAAAGGGAGGUUUGCACCCAAGAGCUUUGAAGCGAAUCUGCGAAAAUAUGUCAAUAACUAUGUCAUUUGCCAUGGUUGCAAGAGCCCAGACACAAAUCUUACAAAGGAGAAUCGUCUCUUCUUUAUGAGAUGUGAACCGUGUGGAUCAGAACGAUCUGUGGAACAGAUCAAAGCUGGUUAUGUUGCACUCGUUGGUAAAAGGAAGACUUGAUGAUACCAAAGAGGUUUUUAACCUCUAAAGAAUAAAGAGCAGUCUAUGGAGUCGUGAUGUUUAUCUGUCACAUACUUGUCUUGUCUUUUUGCUAUCACAUUUUAUUACAAUAACUAUAAUGAAUAUAAACCAAAUUACAAACACAUCAAAAAAAAAACGCAUGCAAUUGAUAAAAUGUUCAAG
Molecule: messenger RNA, 1065 nt
Organism: Brassica oleracea var. oleracea
Lineage: Eukaryota; Viridiplantae; Streptophyta; Magnoliopsida; Brassicales; Brassicaceae
Product: eukaryotic translation initiation factor 2 subunit beta-like
Exons: 10
Biological process (GO): formation of translation preinitiation complex; translational initiation; formation of cytoplasmic translation initiation complex
Cellular component (GO): eukaryotic translation initiation factor 2 complex
Molecular function (GO): translation initiation factor binding; mRNA binding; translation initiation factor activity
Source: RefSeq, a predicted model, not a curated record